Messenger RNA from Lymnaea stagnalis (great pond snail), 12107 nucleotides. The record is from the annotation of a GenBank genome assembly. NCBI's taxonomy places the organism in Eukaryota, Metazoa, Mollusca, Gastropoda, Lymnaeidae.
AAACUCGUGUUUUGCGGGAAAUAUGUCACGUGACCAGUUUGGCGCGGAACCAUUGCCUUGGGAUUAUCUUGCUGUUAUUUUUUCAUUGUAACGUAUUUCAAUUGGAUUAUUUUUUUAUGAUUGAAUUCUUUAUCGCCCAUCGCUUUCAAUAAUUGGAAGAUAACAGUCGAAGAUGGAUAACACGGAACAAGCAGUCCGAGCCAACCAAGUUAAGGAUCAAGUUGGCGAACGCUGCCAAAAAUUGUUUCAAGACUUCCUAGAUGAGUAAGUUGAUAAAACUUAAAGAAACAUACGAUACUAUACAUACUAAAUAAUAUAGCCUAUAUUUAUAAAUAACCUUUUGCUUAGUGAUAUUGCUUUGGAUACGUCCUUUUUCUGAUUAUAAACACCCAGAACAAACUAUAGUAUAGCAAAAUGAUCUUAAUUUAAGGUAAUAAACCUGCAUGUACUGAUAUAAACUAUAAUUAGUAUAAUACUAGGAAUGGGAUGUCUGUGGCGGCAUAGGCAAAGUCUUCAUUCAUAAAAAAAAUAUGGACAUAGUCUCAUACCCAUAGUCAUAGUCAUACGCCUCCUAUUCAAUUUAAUUGUCAAUUUUUUUUUAUUGAAUUGUAAUUUUCAAUAUUGAAGUCAUGAAGUUCUUAAUAUAAAUUAUGAUUGAAUGAGCCCAAUGAAUAAUGAUGAAUGGAAUACUGCCAAGGCCUAAUAAUACAGUUGUUAUUUUUAGGCAGUAGGUGAGUAGGCACUGUCACAUAAUUUAUUAAUUGAAACCUAGGCUGAUAAAAGAAAGCCAAAAUAAAUUAGCAUAGCCAUGCUAUGCUAUACUAUCUUACAGAUUUUUAGAUGUGAAUAUUGUUUUCAGAGUUAGCCAUUGCCAUUGUAAAAAAGGAUUUGCCUCACUGCAAUUUUAAUACAAUACUAUUUGUAAAUAAAUACAGUGAAACCUGGAGCCAGGAAAUUAAAAAUACUCUUGCCCUUGUGUUGGGACUAAAGCAAAAGUGAUCAUGAUGCAGAAUUUAGUAUGAAAACAAAGUUUGUUUCAAAAUAAUUAUUUUUUAAAGGCGGGAAAAAAAAAUUUAAAGGGAAGGUGCAAGUGGAAAAAAUAUAAACUUGUUAAUAAAUUAUUACACCCCCCCCCCCAAAUUACCAUUACAACUAAUUUCCUCUCUAAAAUGGCUCCAUUUUGAACAAUAUGGACCAUCAAAGGAUGAAUAUGGAUGGAGAAUACAAACCAAACAGGAAUUAUAAGUCUAUAUCAGGAUCCCACGAUAGUAUAAGAAAUAAAAUGGGUAGGCUAUCAUUACAACUAAUUUCCUCUCUAAAAUGGCUCCAUUUUGAACAUCAUACAUUACUUCCUGCAUAUUGGUUUUGAAUCAUUUGCUUUCAUUUACUUUCUGAUUAUUACAAUUACAAUCUUUUUAUGAUAAUUAUGCAUAUGGUUUUUCCCUUCCUCUAACUAAAUUGUUUGAACUAAAAUUUGCUAUACCAGGUUUCAGGGAGAUGGAGAAAGUAAAUAUUUAUCUGCUGUCCAGGAUUUGAUUAGACCAGAAAGAAACACACUCUCUGUUAGUUUUGAGGACAUUGAAACAUACAAUCAACAGCUUGCAACAACUAUAUUAGAGGAAUACUACAGGUAGGAAUAUGGAAGUGAUAUGCUCUACAAUUAGUUUUACAAGUUUUAUGUUGUUUUUAAAAUGGCUUGUGAACAAACAGUAAUUAACAAAGGAUGAUACCAUUGAUUAAAUAUAAUUAAGAAAGAACCAUACCCCAACUAAGGCCAAUGACAAGUAAGUUUAAGCAACAAUUUAUUUAUAAUUUAUACUAACAAAAGUAAAAAAUUAAAUAUAUAGAAAUAAAAACUCUAUUAACUUACAGCAUGUGAAAACAAAGAAUUAGAGAAAUUUAAAAUCUUAAUCCACACACAAACACAAGGAAAACUGUUUCAGUCUCUUGUUUCUCAUAUCUAUGUCUGAUACGGCUGGCAAGUCUCUCUUAUUUAUAGUCUAGGACUAGGAGGGAGACCUUUCUAGAAUUGAACCUUUAGUAUAAAAGGGCGAGCUAGAAUUAUCCAUAGCUAUUAAGAACCUUCUAUUAAGUUCAAGAGAAUCUGUUUUUGGACAAUAACCCGCCAACAUAGGGGCGAGUUAAUUGGUUUAGCAGUUAUAAAAACAGAUGAGAGACAGCUCUGUGACACAACUUAGCGUUGAACAAAAAUUGAGGCCAUCGAGGUUUAGAUCUACACUCAGGGCUGUAAAAUAAUAGGAAGCAUUUGUGGUCAUUGAAAAUUUAUUGAACUAAUGCAUAAAUUACACACACCUAGACACUACUAACAUUUGAUCAAAUAAAUUUCGUCUAAAUUUACAGAUUAUUAUUUUAUAUGCCAAUAAAGAAAAUUAAAUUCUUGUUAUAAAUAUUUUAUGUGGCCAAAAGUUAUUAAAUAAAUAAGGUUUGUUCUCACUGGUAUCAACAUUUACAGGGUGUACCCAUUCCUUUGUCGGGCAGUACGCAACUAUGCAAAAGACUGGGGUCAGAUUCCUACUGGAAAAGAGUUUUAUCUUAGUCUCACAGAAGUUCCAACAAAGUUGAAGUAUGUUAUUUAUUUUUUUAAUUGUUAAAAUUAGAAAGUAGAGAUGUUUUUUUAAAUUAAAUAAGUUGUGCAUGUUUGUAACAUUCCAUUUCUCAUAACACUUUCAAUUAUAUUUUGAAGUAAUUACCAAAAGUUCUUUUUUUUUUUCUGUAGCAAAACCAGCUUGAAUGUAUUGAAGAACCCAUGUAUUUUUUUGUUUUGUUUUCUUUUUUAAGAGUCAGAGAAAUGACUACAGUGAAAAUAGGAUCGUUACUGCGCAUCACAGGUCAAGUGGUUCGCACACAUCCUGUCCACCCUGAACUUGUUAGUGGAACUUUCAUGUGUCUUGACUGUAGAACAGUGAUUAAGGAUGUCGAACAACAGUUUAAAUACACUCAGGUAAUUUACAAUUUGUUUAAGCUAGGUAGUUAAAUUUUUAAAUUUUUUUUUUUAAGCAGCCGCUAAUUGCUAAGCUUUUAACAGAGAUCCUGGGGUCUUUCUUGAUUUAAUUCUAAAUUUAUAAUAUGUCGAAAGAUAGAUUGAACUUAAAAUAUCUAUUGUAGUUAUAUUUUAUAAUUUGGGUUUGUAUUUUCAUUUUUCUGAAAUCGAUAUUAACAUCUUGAUUUACCUUCUUCAACUCUUAGUUUCUGGUAGCUUCUAAUAUGAUUUAUUUUUCUCUUUUAAAGCCAACUAUAUGCCGAAACCCAGUAUGUGCAAAUCGCUCAAGAUUUAUGUUAGAUGUUAACAAGUCCAGAUUUGUAGAUUUCCAGAAAGUAAGAAUCCAGGAGACUCAAGCUGAAUUGCCCAGGGGUAGCAUUCCCAGAAGGUAAGUAACUUUUGAAUUUAUACUUUUAUAUGUAGGGAAUAUUUUUAUAAAGGCAGAGAUAAUUUUUCUUGUUAAAUUUUAAUGUAAAAAGCAUGUUAAAAAUCAUUACAACAGAAAGCACUGUUUACUUACUAAACAAUUUAAAAAAGUAUUAUGUUACAUAAUCUUAUCAAUCUAAGUUUAUGGGUUAAAAAAAACUAGUUAAUAUUCAUACAAUUCAGGGAUUAGGUAAUAAACUAGGCUACUAUGAAAUACAUAACUUUCUAUCUUUUUAAAGCCUCCCAUCAUCUAUAAAAAUGAAUGGACUGUUUGGUUCUACUUUCUAACAUUUAAUUGCUUUGUCUGCUUUUUCUAUGUUAAUUCAGUGUUGAAGUAAUUUUAAGAGCUGAAGCAGUAGAAACAGCCCAAGCUGGUGAUAGGUGUGAUUUUACAGGAACUCUAAUUGUUGUACCUGAUGUUGGAUCAAUGUCUCAGGCUGGUGAGUAAAAAAGAAAGAGCUUUUAGUAAUUGUCUUAAUUUUAAAGUCACUUUGAUGUUAGUUGAUACUGUAUUGUGGCUUAAUUUUAAAAAAAAACAUUUUUUUCGUUGCUGUGCAUAGCUCUUAUCACAUAUUUCUCAAAAGAAAAAAGAAGUCUUUCUCAUUCUUAUGCACAAGUUCCAAUUAAGCUCUAGAAAUCAUGGGGAUUUUAAAUAGUAAUCGUUUUUUUGCACUGAGCUAACAAUUUAUUCUUUGUCCUUGAAGGGGCACGAGCAGAGACAUCUGCUAAAGUAGGUCAGGGAGCAGAUGGAUAUGAAACAGAAGGUGUAAGAGGACUGAAGACACUCGGUGUCAGAGAUUUAACUUACAGACUUGCUUUUCUUGCUUGUACAGUAACCCCAAGUAACUCAAAGGUAUCCAUUUUUUGUUACCCAAUAAAAAAAAAAAGAGAAGACUUAUUUAACUGGUUAACUACCAUGCACCACUGGGAUCGGUGUUUCUUUCGUUAUGGCCAGAAGCUGCUGGUAGUGCCAAUGUUUGUAUAGUAGUAAAUUGAGUAAAAUAUUUCUAUUAUUUCGUUCCCGUUUUGCUUCGAGAUUUUAAGUUACGGACAUGAUGUUUAUAUUCGAACAGCAUGCUAUCAGUAGAAUGUUUUUAAAAAAUGAGCUGUAUUAACAAUUAAUAAUUUCCUAACAAAGCAUAACUUUACAAAUGUUUAUAUUAUAGACAAUUCAUUUAACUACAAAAUGGUUUAUUAAUAAUUAGAAUAUGUUUAUAAUUAAGAAAGCUGCAGCUGAAUUUGUACAUACACCUAAAAUGAGAAAAUGUGACCUAGAUUUAAUUCGGCUAAAUAAGGUUGUUCAAUCAGGUAGUUAAUCAGUUAAUGAAAUGUUUUUUGCAAAAUUGUAGACAAGCAAAUGUAAACAUUAAUUCCAACAUCUUGUUUCUAGUUUGGUGGGCAUACAUUCCGUGAAGAAGACAUGACUGCAGAAGCUUUGAAAAAACAGAUGAGUGAUGAUGAAUGGCAAACAGUGUAUGAUAUGAGUCAGGAUAAAAAUUUGUACCAAAAUUUUUGUUCAAGCCUUUUCCCAACCAUUCAUGGUGAGAAAUUUCUGCAAUCAAAAUUUAGAUAUAAUUUCUUCAUGCUUUCAUAAUAAUAUUCAUCACACUGCUCGUCCCAUUCUAAGAUAGCCAUUUCUUUUAAGCAAUUCAUGAUUGUUUUUAGUUCUGCUGAAGUGAACUAACAAAACUGUUGAAAAUUCUACUAGGCAAUGAUGAGAUAAAGAGAGGUAUCUUGCUAAUGUUAUUCGGUGGUGUACCAAAAGUAACAACUGAGCGUACAAAUCUGCGCGGCGAUAUCAACAUCUGCAUUGUGGGAGACCCUAGCACAGCAAAGUCACAGUUUUUAAAACAGGUGAAUUUAGGCUUAGAGUAAUGGCAGGAAGUUUUUAAAAAUUACUUUUCGCCUAGCAUAUAAUUAGUUACCACAAACUGAUUUUUCAAAACAGUCCUACAGCUUUAUUUUAUACUGUCAUGUCAAGAACUCAUGAUUCUAAGAAUGUGGAUACCAAACUUGUUCAUAUAACUCAAUUAGAAAAAAAAAUUAUGAAUUUUUAAAAUUUAGUAUUUUGAAUUUUUUUUACGAGCAUCUAAAUUCCCAUUUUCGUAAGGUUAUAUCUGUAAAAUCCUUAUACUCAUUCACUCACUCUCAACACAUACCCACAUAUAUAGAGAACAGACUCAAUUUUUCUCGAAGGUUUAAAAUAAUUAAUUCAUUAAAUUUUAUUUCAAUAAAAAUGGUGUUUCCUCUCAUUUUGAAAAAAAAAAAGGCGGAAGUUAAAAACGCAAUAUUUGCACAUUUUCAAAAAAUCACCAAAAAUUAACAGAAAAGAAAGCAUACAUUAUAAUUAUAUAAAAAUGUAGGGGAACUUAAGGUCUAUGUGCUUAAACAGCCUGUGCACCCAUAACAAGCAUAUAUAAAAUACAAAAAUUGUUAGAAAAGUGCAUGGGUUCACGGGAAUCAAAAAAUCUGUCAUAUUUUAAAAAUUGCGAAAAAUUAAUAGUUACGUCCACAGUUAAAUUUAUUAUACCAAAAUACAGAAUAACUAUAGCUCUACAUAUUUAAACAGUCACUGAGCCCAUUACUUAUUUAGAUACAAUACAAAUGAUAAAAACUUGUUAAGGUACUACUGAUUAGAGAAAAAGGUCUGUUUAAUUUUCACUUUGUUGGCACCUCUGUAUAAUUUCUUGUCAUUUCAUUUUAGAAUGUCUAAAAAAUUAUUUCAGGUUGAAGAGUUUAGCCCUAGAGCAGUUUACACCAGUGGAAAAGCUAGCAGUGCUGCAGGUCUUACAGCUGCUGUAGUGAGGGUAAGUGUUAGAAACCUGUCUCAGGUCUUACAGCUGCUGUAGUGAGGGUAAGUGUUAGAAACCUGUCUCAGGUCUUACAGCUGCUGUAGUGAGGGUAAGUGUUAGAAACCUGUCUUACAUGUUUUUUAUAAACUGAACUUUCAUUAUUUGUGUGAUUUUCUGAAAAAUAUAUAGUCUGUAUGCUUUAAAGGUAAUUUAUAAAGUUCUAUGUUUUUAAAGAUCUGAAGGAAUAUACUUUAAAAUAUUACUAAUGAGAUGUAAAGUAAAUUAGAUUAUUUAUUACAAUUAAAUAAAUUUAUUACUAGUUAUUACAGUUAAAUAAUUUUAUUCGUAGUUAUGUUAAAAUUGUGUGAAAUUCUAUUAGGAUGAGGAAUCAUAUGAGUUUGUGAUUGAAGCAGGAGCACUUAUGUUGGCCGACAAUGGAGUAUGCUGCAUUGAUGAAUUUGACAAAAUGGAUCCUCAUGAUCAGGUUGCUAUUCAUGAAGCCAUGGAACAACAAACCAUUUCUAUUACAAAAGCAGGAGUUCGGGUAAGUUUUGUUUUUACUUCUUUAAAACACUCUCACAAAUGCAAUGCAGCUCAUUUUUAUUUUGUCUUAUAUUUUCUCUUUCUCUAUAAAUAUUUAUAUGUAAAUUACUUACAAUUAAAAGCUGUUAUUGAUCCAAAUAAAAAAUACAUAUUUAAAAAAACAAACAUUUUAUUUACAUUCAGAACAAUUUAAACACAAGAUAUCUUAAGCAUUUCUCUAGUGUAAAAAUCACCCAUCAUAUGAGUAACUUAGUGAUCACUUAGCUUUGGUAUCCGCUGGGGAAGAAAGCUGGUAAAUUCUUACAGACUAGGGAACAAUAUAUAUUUUUGAAUAUCUUUCUGUCCUAACUUAAAGGGAAAGAAUUCACCCUGAUCGUGCUGAUCUUAGGUAUAUGUGAAGAGGGUUGUGAUGUAUCAAACAAAUUUUUGUAGGUUUUGUAACAAUUGUAUAUUUUAACCUUCUUAUUGAUGGUGACGCUUGUGACUCAAUAAAGUUACUCAUACAAUGUUAGCUAAUACUGUGAGUUCAAUUUGAUCGAUGGCUUGCUGCUACUCAUUGAAUAAUUCAUUCCACUCCUCAAAAAACUGUCUCUUUCUCUCUUAAGAAGAAACAAUGUCCAAAUGAAUAAUAUACACAGCACUUUAUUAAAUAUACUAUACAGAAAACAUGUGUGGCACCACAGACUUAAGGCUUUUUUUUUAACAAACAUAAUUACACAAACAUUACAUUAGAAACACUUUUUAGAUUUAAAAUACAAAACAUAAGUUCAGAAAAUUUAAUUUAGUGCACACCCUUAAAUUGGAAUUUCAGUAUAAAAAAAAACACAACUUUAUUACAUAUACAAAAUAAGUCAAAUAAUUCCUUGAUAUUAGGAUAACUUUUAACAAUCAUAGUUGCAAUGCAAAGAAUAUAUAUGCACACAUGUUCAAUAAUGCUCUAUCUAAUAUUAAUUUAAUAAUCCAUUAGAAAAUUCAACAUGUCCUCACAUUCAAGAUAUUUUGUUUUCUCCUUUGCUACAUAAAAAACAUGAAUUCUUCUUACGCUAUAAAAACUAGUCCCCCUUUUUCUCGGGUUUUACUUCAUCCUCAUCAAAUCACUACACCAUUGUGCAGCGAGAAUAAAUCUUUGUAUAGUGUGAAAAAUCAUAGUUAACUUGGUCUGUUACAGGUUUACAACAGCAUUUUUCUUCAAAUAGCUCUUCAAUUGAAGGAUGUUUAGUUUGUGUGAUAUUACUAGCUUUCUUAAUUAAAAAAAAUUUAAAUAAAUAUCAUUAACAAAGAAUAAAAUAUAUUUACUUUUUGACAAGCUGGUAACUUUCUUUUUUUUUUGUCUAGGCAACUUUAAAUGCAAGAACUUCUAUUUUGGCUGCAGCAAAUCCUGCAGGUGGCAGAUAUGACAGAGCUAAAUCACUUAAACAUAACAUUAAUAUGAGUGCUCCAAUCAUGUCAAGAUUUGAUCUCUUCUUUAUUUUAGUUGAUGAGUGUAAUGAGGUAAGCAAUAAUUCACCUUAAAUAGCUGCAGGGGGGAACUAAUUUUUCAUUAAGUUAAAACUUUGAUAUUAGUAAGACUAAUGUUCUGAGGAAAUUUUCAGUAAGAAAAUUAUUAGGUAAAUUAGAUUUUGACAAUUUUUAAAUGUUUUUAUAUAGAAAAACUAGGUCUCGGUAGACCUGGCAGUUUAUGAAUGAAAUAUACUUAGUGUAUCGAUGAAUUUUCAGCUCAACAGUAAAUCUAUAAAUAUAUAUAAAUACUGUAUGCUGUUAUGGUAAAAACUUGUUUGGCAAGUAAUACACAAUAAAUUGGUUAGAGAGUUUGAUCUUAAAUGUUGAUUUGUAAUGUUUAAUUUUUUUAAUGCCAAUGUGAUAUUUUUUUACCAUUAACAAAAAGGUCACAGAUUAUGCUAUUGCAAGGCGUAUCGUUGAUCUCCAUAGUCGAGCAGAAGAAUCUAUUAGCAGAGUUUAUUCUGUAGAGGAUAUGUGUCGCUAUAUUAUGUUUGCUCGACAGUUUAAACCCAAGGUAAUAGAAAGUUUUGGAAUUUUAUCUGCAUUUAUUGUCAAAGAUUUAAGUAAUGACAGCAAUUUCUGGUUUUGGUAGGGUACUUUGCUGAAUCCAUGUACUGGCUUAUGUGAAACUGUUUAAAUUUUACAAAUAAAUUUGUUCAGCCUUUAAAUCAAGACUCCUUUGAAUAAAUGGUUAUAAAAACUGUUUUAAUUAAAACUAUUCUUUUUAUGUAAAAGAUCAGUGCAGAAUCUCGAGAUUACAUGGUAGAAGAAUACAAGCGCCUUCGUCAGCGUGACAGUUCUGGAGCUGGGUCAUCAUCUUGGAGAAUUACCGUUCGUCAGUUAGAAAGUAUGAUUCGGCUAUCUGAAGCAAUGGCCAGGAUGCACUGUCAAGAUGAGGUAAAUGAUUAAUCCUAGUUCCCGUCUGUCAAUUAUUUUAGAAAUGAUUAAUGGAUAGAAUAAUAUUAUCAAUUUUGCUAUUGUCAUGAAUACUGUGAAUUUUAUUUUUAUUCUAGGUCCAACCAAGGCAUGUUAAAGAAGCUUUCCGUCUCUUGAAUAAGUCUAUCAUACGUGUAGAACAGCCAGAUAUUCACUUAGAGGAUGAUUUACCUGUGGUGCAAGAAGAAAUGGAGGUUGAUGAGAACACAGGUACAGAAACUAACCAUUUUAUUACUAUAUUUUUACUUAACUCAUUUUUUAACAACACAAUUAAAAAGCUUAGAUAUGCUAUUAGUGAAGAAACUCGGAUAUUUUCUAUGAUCAUGAAAAAAGAUUUAGAAAGCUUGUCAGAAGAAUGCUUACUUGAAGGUUUGAGUAAUUUAAUUCAGCUAUAUUAUUAUUUGUACCGAAAUUUUUUUGUUAUUCUCUCUAGCACCAUCCAAACCUACAGAACAGUCCCAAGAUGCAGAUUCUCCACUAAUUAUGCCAGAUGCUGCUGAGGCUCCUGCACCCGUUGUUGCUCCUGUAAAACCUCCACUCCGGCUGGCUUAUGAGGAUUACAAACAUAUGGCAAAUUUAUUGGUUUUGCACAUGAGAAAGGAGGAAGAAGCAGCAGGUAAAGAAAAAUUAACUUGUUUUACAAUGUGCCUCAUUACUCUGUUGUACUGUUCACCAAAUUUUAAAAAAUGUGGGUGGGUCAUUAGACUAUUAAUAGUUCAAGGGCGUGAAAAAAAAUGUGCCAUUGCGAGCCAUGGGGGAGGGAGCAAUAAUUGGUAUUCAUAUUAAUUGUAUGCAUGUCCAUUAAUUGUAUGCAUGUUUUGUCAAAGUUAAAGCCCCACCUUCAUUGCUGGAUAUUAUAUGAUAUACAGGAUUUAUAUUAAAAAUUUUGUUGUUAGGGUUUUUUUUUUAGUUCCAAGUUUUUACUUUAUGAAAUUAGUAAAUUGGUAAAUUUUUUGGAUUGAAAAAAGUAAUUGAAAUGCAAAGUUUACAUUUUGUGUGGUGUGUUAAAGAUAGGAAUUUUGAAUUAAUUUCAUAUAAGAUAAUUUUUAAUUUUGGUUAAUUGAGUUCAAGCUGAAGCGAGUUUGAUAUGUGUUAUUUGAGAAAUUAACAUACAUUUUUUAUUUGAUUUGCAAUUUUUGACAAGGCAGUUGAAUAAAAAAAGGUCUGAUUAUCGGGGUUCCCCAAUACAUUUUUGUACAACUUAAUAACAAUAAUGCAUAGAUUAUCAGUUUUGGUUAAAAGGAAUGUUAACUCCUUUCUACAAUAUCUUAACUCUCUCGUUCAGAUAAAAUAUUUAAGAUAAGGAUCUUAUUAUAUUAAAUGUAUGGCUAAUAAUAAUUGAUUCGAUUUGCGUAAAAUAAAAAAUUUACUAUUAGUGUUGUUAAGAAUCCAAGUUAGAUUUAGGGAUUUUAUAUAGACAGUGGCUAAUUUUUUGCUGUAAAAGGGAAUUUUUACAUUGUAACUAUUGACCAUUUUUAAGUUUAUUCUUAUAUACUGGUUUGUGCUGCCACUAACACAUAUUAUUAGACUAAAUCCAGACUUGGGACAGGUACUGGAAUAUAUGUAUAGUGUGUUCUUACUUAAUAAAUAUUACAUUUCUUGCAUCUGUUUGUAUAUAGCUUUAGAAAUAAUGUUUUUAAAAAAAAAAAUGUAAAGUGAGUAUAAAAUACUGUAGCUCUGGAAUGCAUCUAAACCUUGAUGACCUCAAUUUUUGUUUUGUCAUAGAGCUGUCUCUCAUCAUGUUUUUGAAAUGGCAAUAUAUAUUGUAGUGAUUUUUAAUUUUUGCUUUGACAGAAUUUUUUGUUUGAUCUGUUAUUGUGAACUUUUACACACCUUUCCAUUCACUUCCAAUAAUUAACCUAUAGUUGUUUUUUUUUUUUGUGAUUUUUAAUUUUUGCUUUGACAGAAUUUUUUGUUUGAUCUGUUAUUGUGAACUUUUACACACCUUUCCAUUCACUUCCAAUAAUUAACCUAUAGUUGUUUUUUUUUUUUUUUUGAUUUUUAAUUUUUGUUUUGACAGUAUUUUUUGUUUGAUCUGUUAUUGUGAACUUUUACACACCUUUCCAUUCACUUCCAAUAAUUAACCUAUAGUUGUUUUUUUUUUUUUCCAAAUUAGGUGAAGAUGAAACAGGAUUGAGAAAAAGUGAUGUUAUUGGGUGGUACCUUACAGAAAUUCAAGAUGAUAUACAAUCAGAGGAAGAGCUCAAUGAGAAGAAACAAAUUGUAGAGAAAGUCAUUGACAGACUUGUACAUCAUGUAAUUACCGUUUGCUGUGUUUUUGUAUUAUAAGAUUCAAAAUAAGUAGCUUUCAUUUUAGUUUGCUUGAUCCCUAGCUUAGUCUUCCAUUAAUUUGUGCUCUAAAAGAUAAAUAAAAGUUAUUUAAUGACACAUUUUGAGAAGUAGGUUGUUUUACUAAUUUUUUUUUUCUUUCUCCAAUUCACAGGACCAUGUGCUGAUCCAACUCACACAAACAGGUCUUAAACCUCGGGCAGGUCAAGAUAGUGAACUUGUCAAGGAAGAUGACCCCAUACUUGUUGUCCAUCCAAAUUAUUAUAUGGAUGCUUAAAUGCCCAUAAAUAUUGUAACAUCAAAUCUGAUUUAUGUAUUUGUAAAUAUUAGAUCUAUUACUGCUUCAUCAGUAGUUGGUUUUAAACCCAGAUGCCCAUGAAUUUUAACCUUUGAAUUCUUAGCCAGAUGGAAGUUAUUUGUAUUUGUAGCAGAUAUUGGCUCAAUAUUUUAAAAAAAUGAAUUUUGAGACAUAAUUUCAUUAAAUAAAGUUUAAAUUGCAUCCAAACCAUUCUUGCUUUAGUUUAUGUUAAUGCUUAAUUACAUUAUUCAUCAAUGGUGUCUCAAACUCUGCCACCCAUAAUCAUAGAUAAUUGAUAAAAUAUUUGGCAGUAAACUCCCUU